CUCCACGCCGGGACCCUCCUCCCAUCCUCCUCUGGGCCACCCCGGCGGUCCCCACCCCAAGCCGACGGAGAGGUAGGAGCCCAGGCAGGCUCCAUAUCCUGAGCACCAGGAUCCCCCAGGACGCCCUCUGUCCCCUCAGGCCUUGAGGACACGUUAUCGGGUUCACCUGAAUUUCUCAGGUCUGGAUGCUGCUGUAAGGACCUGGUCUCUGCAGAGACCUGGUCCUCUAGGCUUGUGGCUGCAGUGCCCCUCACCGGCCAUGUCAUGUCACAGGCCUCUGCGAUGUCGUCACCUCUGUGCUCCCUCCUUCUGGCCCUGGGCCUGAGGCUGGCUGGAACUCUCAACCCCAAUGACCCCAAUACCUGCAGCUUCUGGGAAAGCUUCACCACCACCACCAAGGAGUCCCACUCUCGCCCUUUCAGUCUGCUCCCCUCGGAGACCUGCGAUCAGCCCUGGGAGAGCCCUCACACCUGCCCUAAGCCCAUGGUUGUCUACAGGACUGUCUACCGCCAGGUGGUGAAGACGGACCACAGAAAGCGCCUUCAGUGCUGCCAGGGCUUCUACGAGAGCCGUGGGGCCUGUGUCCCACUUUGUGCCCAGGAGUGUGUCCAUGGCCGCUGUGUGGCACCCAAUCAAUGCCAGUGUGUGCAAGACUGGCGAGGUGACGACUGCUCCAGUGCGUGUGCCCCAGGAGUGUGGGGGCCACAGUGUGACAAGCCCUGCAGCUGUGGCAACAACAGCUCCUGUGACCCAAAGAGUGGGGCAUGUUCCUGCCCCUCUGGUUUUCAGCCCCCGCACUGCCUUCAGCCCUGCUCCCCUGGCCGUUAUGGCCCUGCCUGCCAGUUGAGCUGCCAGUGCCAUGGGGCACCCUGUGACCCCCAGACUGGAGCCUGCUUCUGCCCCCCAGGGAGAACUGGGCCCAGUUGUGAGGUGACCUGUCCCCGGGACACUGUUAGCUUCUCCUGCCCCAGCACCUCUCCUUGCCACAACGGGGGUAUCUUCCAGGCCUCCCAGGGCUCCUGCAGCUGCCCACCUGGCUGGAUGGGCACCAUCUGUUCUCUGCCCUGUCCGGAGGGCUUCCAUGGACCCAACUGCUCCCAGGAAUGUCACUGUCACAACGGUGGCCUCUGCGAUCGGUUCACUGGGCAGUGUCGCUGUGCUCCUGGCUACACGGGGCAUGGGUGCCGGGAGGAGUGCCCCGUGGGCCACUUUGGACAGGACUGUGCUGAGACGUGCGACUGCGCGCCCGGGGCCCGCUGCUUCCCAGCCAACGGGGCGUGUCUGUGCGAACACGGCUUCACCGGGGACCGCUGCACGGAGCGCCUCUGCCCCGACGGCCUCUUCGGCCUCAGCUGCCAGGUGCCCUGCACCUGCGACCCAGAGCACAGUCUCAGCUGCCACCCGAUGAGCGGGGAGUGCUCGUGCCAGCCUGGCUGGGCCGGUCUUCACUGCAACGAGAGCUGCCCUCAGGACACGCACGGGCUGGGCUGCCGGGAGCACUGCCUCUGCCUGCACGGCGGCGUCUGCCAGCCCGACAGCGGCCUCUGCCGGUGCGCGCCCGGCUACUCGGGCCCGCACUGCGCUAGCCUCUGUCCGCCCGACACUUACGGCCUCAACUGCUCCUCCCGCUGCUCCUGCGAGAACGCCAUCGCCUGCUCGCCUAUUGACGGCACUUGCGUCUGCAAGGAAGGUUGGCAGCGUGGUAACUGCUCUGUGCCCUGUCCACCUGGAACCUGGGGAUUUGGUUGCAAUGCCAGCUGCCAGUGUGCCCACGAGGCAGCCUGCAGCCCCCAAACUGGAGCCUGUACCUGCACCCCUGGGUGGCACGGGGCCCACUGCGAGCUCCCCUGUCCAAAGGGGAAGUUUGGUGAAGGUUGUGCCAGUCGCUGUGACUGUGACCACUCUGAUGGCUGUGACCCUAUUCAUGGACACUGCCAGUGCCAGGCUGGCUGGACAGGUACUCGAUGCCACCUGCCCUGCCCUGAGGGCUUCUGGGGAGCCAACUGCAGCAACACCUGCACUUGCAAGAAUGGGGGCACCUGCAUCCCUGAGAAUGGCAAUUGUGUGUGUGUACCUGGAUUCCGAGGUCCCUCCUGCCAGAGACCCUGUCAGCCUGGCCGCUAUGGCAAACGCUGUGUGCCCUGCAAGUGUGCUAACCACUCCUCCUGCCACCCCUCGGAUGGAACCUGCUACUGCCUGGCUGGCUGGACUGGCUCGGACUGUUCCCAGCCAUGCCCUCCAGGACACUGGGGAGACAACUGUGCCCAGCCCUGCCAGUGUCACCAUGGUGGGACCUGCCACCCCCAGGAUGGGAGCUGUUUAUGCCCCCCAGGCUGGACUGGACACCUCUGCCUGGAAGGCUGUUCUCCAGGGAUGUUUGGUACCAAUUGCUCCCAACCAUGCCAGUGUGGUUUUGGAGAGAGGUGCCACCCAGAGACUGGGGCCUGUGUGUGUCCCCCAGGGUAUAGUGGUGCCCCCUGCAGGAUUGGAAGCCAGGAGCCCUUCACCAUGACGCCUACCUUUCCAGUGGCCUAUAACUCACUGGGGGCCGUGAUUGGCAUCGCAGUGCUGGGGUCCCUGGUGGUGGCCCUGGUUGCAUUGUUCAUUGGAUACCGCCAUUGGCAAAAAGGCAAGCAGCACCAACACCUGGCAGUGGCAUACAGCAGUGGGCGACUGGAUGGCUCUGAGUAUGUCAUGCCAGAUAUCCCUCUGAGCUACAGUCACUACUACUCCAACCCCAGCUACCACACCCUAUCACAGUGCUCACCUAUCCCCCCACCCCCUAACAAGGUCAGUGCUGGGGGAGGAGUGCACUGUGGAGAAAUGGGGAAAGGCCUGCUUCUCUGGAAAGCUCCAUCCUUGCUCCUUCCCCAGCAGGUUCCAGGCAGUCAGCACUUUGCCAGCCUCCAGGCCCCCGAGCGGCCAAGUGGAGCCCAUGGACCUGAUAACCACUCCACCCUGCCCGCCGACUGGAAGCGCCGAUGGGAGGCCCCUCCAGGGCCUCUGGACAGGGGCAGCAGCCGCUUGGACCGAAGCUACAGCUGUAGCUAUGACAGCAGUAAUGGCCCAGGCCCAUUCUAUGGUAAAGGGCCCAUCUCUGAAGAGGGGCUGGGGGCCAGUGUGGCUUCCCUGAGCAGCGAGAACCCCUACGCCACCAUCCGGGACCUGCCCAGCCUGCUAGGGGGCCCCCGGGAGAGCAGCUAUGUGGAAAUGAAAGGCCCUCCCUCAGGAUGUCCCCCGAGGCAGCCUCCUCAGGGCCUGGACAGCCAGAGGCGGCGGCACCCCCAGCCACAGAGAGACAGCGGUACCUACGAGCAGCCUAGCGCUCUGACCCACGACAGAGACUCCAUAGGGUCCCAGCACCCACAGUCUCUGGGCCUGACCCCCGGCCACUACGACUCACCCAAGAACAGCCACAUCCCUGGACACUAUGACCUGCCUCCUGUACGGCAUCCCCCAUCCCCCCCACUUCAGCACCAGGACCACUGAGGGGCCACAAUGGUGUGCAGAGGCCUGCACACCUGUUCUUGAUGCCCAAGGUUGGGGACAGAGCCAGCUGUACCCUGCCAGGAGCAGGGAGAGGUCUGGCAGGCCAUGUACAUGAACAUGUUUAUGAACAAGUUUAAUAGAGGAAAUGAAUGGAGAGAUGGGAGCCUGGCUCCUGGUUCCACAUUGGGACACUGGUUGGCAAGAAGCCUGCAUUCCCUUUCCCCAACCCACUGCUCCCCAAGGUUGCCAGAGCCUGUGUACAUACUGGUGGGUUGAAUGUUGCUGGAUAAUUCUGAUUUCAUAUCAGUGUAAAAAAUGUAUAUUGGGUACCUUUUUUUGUGCACUCCCAGGUG
This is a messenger RNA of Miniopterus natalensis, 3842 nucleotides long. It is a transcript of the gene PEAR1, whose product is annotated as platelet endothelial aggregation receptor 1. The record is from RefSeq and is a predicted model, not a curated record. Gene Ontology annotation, cellular component: membrane. Gene Ontology annotation, molecular function: protein binding. Lineage: Eukaryota; Metazoa; Chordata; Mammalia; Chiroptera; Miniopteridae.